This is a messenger RNA of Acomys russatus (golden spiny mouse), 930 nucleotides long. Its product is annotated as olfactory receptor 5K3-like. The transcript has a single exon. Gene Ontology annotation, cellular component: membrane. The record is from RefSeq and is a predicted model, not a curated record. Gene Ontology annotation, molecular function: G protein-coupled receptor activity; odorant binding; olfactory receptor activity. Bases 1 to 930 code for a protein of 309 amino acids. NCBI's taxonomy places the organism in Eukaryota, Metazoa, Chordata, Mammalia, Rodentia, Muridae. Gene Ontology annotation, biological process: sensory perception of smell; G protein-coupled receptor signaling pathway.
AUGAUGGCUGAGAACAACUCUGUAACAAAUGAAUUCAUCCUCAUGGGAUUCACAGACCAGCCAGACCUGAAGACCCUGCUGUUUCUGGUGUUCUCCACCAUCUAUCUGAUCACCAUGGUGGGGAAUCUCGGGCUGGUACUCUUGAUCUACAUGGAACGCCGUCUCCACACACCCAUGUACAUCUUUCUGGGCAACCUGGCUCUGAUGGACUCCUGCUGCUCCUGUGCCAUCACUCCCAAGAUGCUGCAGAACUUCUUUUCUAUGGACCGAAGGAUUUCUCUCAAUGAAUGCAUGGCACAGUUCUAUUUUCUCUGUCUUGCUGAAACCGCAGACUGCUUUCUGCUGGCAGCGAUGGCUUAUGACCGCUAUGUGGCCAUAUGCAACCCACUGCAGUACCACACCAUGAUGUCCAAGAAGCUCUGCCUUCAGAUGACCACAGGAGCCUACAUAGCAGGAAACCUGCAUUCCAUGAUUCACAUAGGGUUCUUGUUCAGGUUAACUUUCUGUAGGUCACAUGUAAUCAAGCACUUUUUUUGUGAUGUCCUCCCGUUAUAUAGACUCUCAUGUGUUGACCCUUAUCUCAAUGAAUUGAUGAUACUCAUCUUUUCUGGUUCAAUUCAAACCUUUACCAUUACAAUCGUCCUGAUAUCUUAUCUAUAUAUCCUUUUUACUAUAUUCACAAUGAAGUCCAAAGAGGGAAGAAGCAAAGCUUUAGCUACGUGUGCAUCCCACUUUUUGUCUGUGUCAAUAUUCUAUGGCUCCCUUCUCUACAUGUAUAUUCGACCGAGUUCAGUUAAUGAAGAGUAUAAAGACGUACCUGUUGCUAUUUUUUACACUCUAGUAAUUCCUUUAUUAAACCCCUUCAUUUACAGUCUGAGAAAUAAGGAAGUAAUUCAUGUGAUGAAAAGGACAAUGAAGAGACAACUGUAA